UCAUCAAAAUAUUACUACAAACAAUCAACCAUAUCACACUCUUUCUCAAGAACAAAUAAAAAACAAGUAGAAGAAAGAAGAAGAAGAUGGUGAGCAUUCAAGAGAUGAAAACAGCCACUGUAAGUCUCUCACCACCAUUACCAUCAACUCACCUGAUCAAAGGGGUAAGCAUACCAGAGACUAUUCUAAGUACCACCGGAGCCCGGCCUAUUCCACUCAUCGGCAUGGGCACCGCCGCCUACCCUUUCUCACCGGAGACUACAAAACCUGCCAUUCUUCAUGCUAUUGAGCUCGGCUACCGCCAUUUCGAUACCGCUUCCCUUUAUCGCUCCGAGGAGCCUCUCGGAGCUGCCAUCACAGAGUCAUUACAACUUGGCUUCAUUAAAUCUAGAUCAGAGCUUUUUAUUACAUCCAAAUUAUGGUGCAAUGACUGCCACCCUCAUCGUGUCCUCCCUGCUCUCAAAAAAAGUUUACGAACUCUUCAAUUGGAAUACUUGGAUCUUUAUCUCAUCCAUUUCCCGAUUAGUUUGAAACCGGAAGGAAGCCUUUUUCCACUCCAUGGUGAAGAGCUACUUCCAUUGGACUUGAAACCAGUUUGGGAGGCCAUGGAGGAAUGCCAAAAGCUUGGCUUGGUGAAAGCCAUUGGAGUUAGUAAUUUCUCAUGCAAACUCAUUGAAGAACUCUUCUCCAUUGCUAAUAUCCCUCCUGCUGUCAACCAGGUGGAGAUGCAUCCAGUUUGGCAACAAAAAGAGUUGAGAGAAUACUGUGGAAAGAAAGGAAUUCAUGUGACUGCUUAUUCUCCAAUUGGAGGACAAGGUGGUGAAGGAAGUAGAAAUAUGGUAAUGGAGUGUGAUGUGCUCAAACAGAUAGCCAAGGCUCAUGGCAAGACUGUGGCUCAGGUUUCCUUAAGGUGGGUGUAUGAGCAAGGAGUGAGCUUGGUAGUUAAGAGCUUUAACAAGGAGAGGAUCAAGGAGAACCUUCAAAUAUUUGAUUGGGAAUUAAGUGAUGAUGAACUCUAUCAAAUCGGUUUGAUUCCACAAUCCAAGAAGAUUACUCCCAAUUUAAUGCUGCUUGGUGAAGUACCCAAAUCACUUGAUUAUGAUUUUGCUUGAAAGGCCAAAAAAAAAAAAAAAAA
This is a messenger RNA of Dioscorea cayenensis subsp. rotundata (Guinea yam), 1135 nucleotides long. Its product is annotated as non-functional NADPH-dependent codeinone reductase 2-like. The coding region runs from base 87 to 1112 and encodes 341 amino acids. Gene Ontology annotation, cellular component: cytosol. The record is from RefSeq and is a predicted model, not a curated record. Gene Ontology annotation, molecular function: aldose reductase (NADPH) activity. The transcript has 4 exons. Lineage: Eukaryota; Viridiplantae; Streptophyta; Magnoliopsida; Dioscoreales; Dioscoreaceae.